AUGGGCAGCCAAAAGCGCAUAGCCAAGGAGCUCGCUGAGCUUGUUGAAUCGCCUCCUGCGGGUAUCAGCGUCGAAUUAGUUGAUGAGUCAAACCUUUACGAGUGGAAGGUACGCAUGGACGGCCCUGAAGGAUCACCAUAUCAGGGCGGAAAUUUCGCAUUGAAACUGUCGCUACCUACUGAAUACCCAUUCAAGCCUCCCAUCGUCUCCUUCUCGACCAAGAUCUACCAUCCAAAUGUCACAAACGACGAGAAAGGCAGCAUGUGCCUGGGAAUGCUGCGCGCAGACGAAUGGAAGCCCAGCUCAAAAAUCAAUGCUGUCCUUCAGUUCGCUCGCCAACUUUUGGCCGAGCCCAUGCCCGACGAUGCUAUUGAAGGAAGGAUCGCAGAGCAAUACAGGAAUGAUCGGGCGCGCUAUGACGAAGUUGCACGUGAAUGGACCCGAAAAUAUGCAGUCUCCAAGUAG
This is a messenger RNA of Penicillium maclennaniae, 465 nucleotides long. Its product is annotated as putative ubiquitin conjugating enzyme (UbcB). Lineage: Eukaryota; Fungi; Ascomycota; Eurotiomycetes; Eurotiales; Aspergillaceae. The transcript is spliced from 3 exons. The coding region runs from base 1 to 465 and encodes 154 amino acids. The record is from RefSeq and is a predicted model, not a curated record.